Haliotis rufescens (red abalone) is the source of this 1089-nucleotide messenger RNA. Its product is annotated as histone-lysine N-methyltransferase EHMT2-like. Lineage: Eukaryota; Metazoa; Mollusca; Gastropoda; Lepetellida; Haliotidae. Bases 1 to 993 code for a protein of 330 amino acids. Gene Ontology annotation, molecular function: protein binding. The transcript has 4 exons. The record is from RefSeq and is a predicted model, not a curated record.
AUGACAGGGAGAAUCAUGGACGCCAACAAACACAGGUGCGGCGAUGACAGUGGGAAUCUAGGACGCCAACCAACACGUUGCAAUGAUGACAGGGAGAAUCUAGGACGCCAACCAACACGGGUGUGGCGAUGCCAGGGGAGAAUCUUGGACGCCAACCAAUACGGAGGUGGCGAUGACAAGGAGAAUUUUGGACAACAACCAACACGGGUGAUGACAAUGGCCCGCGACAGCCAGUGUUGUCCGAAGUGUUAUAAAAUCAUCCACUCGAGAACACUGUAUCCCACAUGCGUCGCAUCAGCGACUGAGGGGCCCAUGGGGCAUGGGAGGGAACCACUUGGUACUACAGACAAUGGACAUGAUGAACGAGGCACACGGACCCUUGCUCCUUCACAAAGACAUGACCCUAAAGCACACGCCAACUUCAUUCGUGCCUGCAGGAAGGGGGACCUUGCCCAGGUUAAACGCAUCUUGUCUGAGAGUGCAGUGAACAUCAACAAUUUUAAAUCCUGGGAAAAGCCACCAGUGAUGCUAGCGGCAAGGUGGGGACGGAGAGAAGUUGUUGAGUUCCUUGUGGAUAAAGGUGCUGAUUUGUCACUAGUAGACAAUUUGGGUAACACCAUCCUUCACUGCGCCUGUAUAGGGGGAAAUGUAGAGAUUGUGAAGUAUCUUCUCUCACAGGCCAUGUUAGACAUCAACGGUGUGGGAUUUCACGACAAAACACCAUUGGCGUUUGCAGCAGGCUGUAAGCAUAUUGAUGUGGUGGAGUUACUUGUGAAAGAAGGAGCUGAUGUGACACGAGUGGACGAUUUAGGUAACAACGUCCUCCACUGCGCCUGUAUUGGGGGAGACGUGAAAACUGUGAAAUAUGUUCUGUCACAUGGUCUAACAGACAUUAAUGCCAGGAACAAAAUCGGGAAGACUGCAGCCGAUCUAGCUAGAGACAAAGGCUAUACAGAAGUGUGUGAUCUUCUGGCUUCAAAUGGCGCUUUUUAAAAGUGAAAUGUGCCCCUGAAGGAAGAAUCAUACAUUGUUAUGUGUUGUGUACAACACAUGACAUAGUCUUUAAGUACUUCGGCAGAAUUCUGUAUU